This is a messenger RNA of Bacidia gigantensis, 1227 nucleotides long. RefSeq lists its product as uncharacterized. The record is from RefSeq and is a predicted model, not a curated record. Gene Ontology annotation, cellular component: cytoplasm; SUMO activating enzyme complex. The transcript is spliced from 4 exons. Bases 1 to 1227 code for a protein of 408 amino acids. NCBI's taxonomy places the organism in Eukaryota, Fungi, Ascomycota, Lecanoromycetes, Lecanorales, Ramalinaceae. Gene Ontology annotation, biological process: protein sumoylation. Gene Ontology annotation, molecular function: SUMO activating enzyme activity.
AUGAGUGACGCAAAGUCUCACGUUCCCGAAGCCAAUGGCGUCGAGCCCACCGUGGUGGCAAACACGCCCGAUGUACCACCUUCGAAUGAAGUCGGAACCCAAAUGAAUGGCAAUCGGAGCAUCAGUGCAGAUGAGAUUGCCCUCUAUGACCGGCAGAUUCGGCUGUGGGGCGUUCAAGCCCAAGAAAAACUCCGCAAUGCUAAGAUUUUGCUCAUUACCGUGCGAGCGCUCUCAAAUGAGAUCGCGAAAAACCUUGUGCUUGCCGGCAUCGGAUCCUUGACAGUGCAAGACGACCAAACCGUGAAAGACGAGGAUUUGGGCGCUCAAUUCUUCGUUUCCGAGGAGGAUGUGGGCAAAAACAGAGCGGAGGCGGCUGCUCCUCAUGUUCGAAAACUCAACCCAAGAGUGAUUGUGAAUGUUGAAACCCAAGAUAUCAGGACUAAAGACGUGGACUUCUAUGUGCCCUACGAUAUGGUCAUAGCGACUGACCUCGACCUCAAAACGCUUUCGACCAUCAAUGCAGCUUCAAGGCUUUCUGGUAAACCAUUUUAUGCAGCCGCUACCCAUGGACUCUACGGCUUCAUCUUCGCCGAUCUUAAUCAGCACCAUUUCGUGAUUGAGCGAGAAAAGUCUAACCGCCCAACUGUUGCCGGUCGUGAAACACCUACCAGAAAUAUAGUCUCAACUAGUACUAAGAGGCAGGAUGGCAAAGUGAUCGAAAUGGUCACAAAGCAAGAGAUCUACACCCCAAUUCCGCUGGCAAAUACAUCACCUCUGCCAGAAGAUCUUCGGAACUCCCGCCGUCGCAAGCUGCAGGUGCCACCCUUACUCUCCUGUCUUCGGGCUAUUUGGGAAUUCGAGAACAUCUCCGGCAGACUUCCUGGCCCAUCCAUCCCAGAUCUUGAAUUAUUCACUACCCUGGCACACCAGAAGCACCAAGAGUUACAAUUACCUCCAGAAACGCUACGGCCGGAGAUUCUUAGGAGCUUCAUGCAAAACUUGGGAAAUGAAUUGGCACCUGUCACAGCAUUUCUAGGAGGUCAAUUGGCACAGGAUGUGAUAAAUGUUCUCGGCCAACGGGAGCAACCUAUCCAAAAUUUCCUGCUCUUUGACGGCGAAGAGAGCAAGGGACCUGUGUACGCUCUGCAUCCUAUUUUUCCAGACAUGGAUGUAUCUUUACCGACGCCAAUGCCUGCAGCCCUCAGCACCGCCGCAACGAUGGUUUGA